Molecule: messenger RNA, 1381 nt
Organism: Solanum tuberosum (potato)
Lineage: Eukaryota; Viridiplantae; Streptophyta; Magnoliopsida; Solanales; Solanaceae
Product: BTB/POZ domain-containing protein POB1-like
Exons: 4
Coding region: 1-1380 (459 amino acids)
Biological process (GO): response to red light
Cellular component (GO): nucleus
Molecular function (GO): protein binding
Source: RefSeq, a predicted model, not a curated record
AUGGUUAUUUGGAAGUUCUGCACUGUUACUUACUUGCCUUUUCGUAAUUAUUUCAUUUUGUAUGAUUAUUAUCUCUUUCACUUGUCUAAUGUUGAUGACAAACGAGAAGAAGCAGCUAUAGGAAGGCUUGAGGAAUUGCCUCCUAACAUUGUGAUGACUAAAAGUCAUCCUCUUAAUGUGAGAACGGUAAAUAUCAGUUCUCCUAUUCUUGCUGCCAAAAGUGGUUUCUUUCUUAAGUUGUUCUCGAAUGGCACGGAAGAGCAACGGUAUGUAAUUGUACAAAUUCAUGAGUCGGAAGAAGCCGCUCUGAUGGACCUGUUGAAGUUUAUAUAUUGCAAUAGUUUAUCAAGUAAAACACCAAGUGGUCUUGUUGAUGUGCUGAUGGCGGCUGAUAAGUUUGAGGUGUCGUCUUGCAUGAGAUACUGCAGCAAUGAACUGCAGAAUCAACACAUGACAAUUGAAACAGCAUUGCGCUAUUUGGAUCUUCCUUCCAAAGUAUUAAAUGUUGAUGCAAUUCAGCCAUUAGCAGAUGCGGCCAAUCUGUUUAUUAUCCUCCGUUUCAGGGACAUAAACAAGUUCGAAAAAGAGGCAUUGAGUUUGCCUCUUUCGGGAAUUAAGGUUGUUCUGUCCAGUGAUCUUCUUGAGAUUGCAUCAGAGGAUGCUGUCUAUGACUUUGCGUUGAAGUGGGCUCCUAUGCAUUACCCAAAGUUUGAGGAUCGACGAGAAGUAUGGACUACACAUCUUUGUUUCCUCAUCCGAUUUCCAGCCAUGACAUGCACGAAGCUGAAGAAAAUCAUGACGUGCAAUGACUUCAGUCGUGAGCUUGCUUCAAAGUUUGUGUUCGAGGCUCUUUUUUACAAGGCCGAAGAACCUUAUCAGCAACGUGCAAUUGCUGCCAAGUUGGGGAAUCGUUAUGUGGAGCGGGCAUACAAACUCAGACCUGUUAAAGCUCUCGAGUUCGAAGCACCUCAUCAGCAUUCUGUUGUUUACCUGGAUUUGAAAAGAGAUGAGUGUGCUAUCCUCUUUCCUGCAGGCAAACUCUAUUCACAGGGUUUCCAUUUUGGUGGACAAGAGCUUUUCCUUUCCGCGCAUUGCAACAUAGACCAACAAGGUUUUCAGCAUUGCUUGGGGUUGUUCCUGGGUAUGCAAGGGGAGGAGUCUGAUCCACUUGCAGUUGAUUACGAGUUUUCAGUGCGUCUUAGACCAGACAACGAAUUUGUGAACAUGUAUAAGGGAAGCCAUACCCUUAAUAGUGGCAUCGUUGUGGGAUGCCGGAACCUUUGUGAUAUAGGUUGGACCCCUUUUCUGAAUGCAGAUGGUUUGUAUUUCAUCAACGGAGUUCUGCAUAUUCGUGCUGAGAUUACUGUGGUCAGGGAAUGAA